Messenger RNA from Clupea harengus (Atlantic herring), 1252 nucleotides. It is a transcript of the gene rnf141, whose product is annotated as ring finger protein 141. Lineage: Eukaryota; Metazoa; Chordata; Actinopteri; Clupeiformes; Clupeidae. The record is from RefSeq and is a predicted model, not a curated record. Gene Ontology annotation, molecular function: ubiquitin-protein transferase activity. Gene Ontology annotation, biological process: protein autoubiquitination.
UUGAAGAAGGUCAUACAAUGUUUACCACAACACACAGUAGGUGGCGGUACUCAAGUCGUAUGUUGUUCGUCUGCGAAAUUACUAAACGGCGAAGUAGAGCUAAAAAGUAAACACCGCUUUCGAGAAUCAGACUAAGUCAACAUUAACCGAACACGUUUGUUCCACAGUCUGUCGAGGAUUAGUGAGGAAAGAAACUGUGCUGAAUGAGGCCCAUUCUCUCUGGGAUUCCGUUCUCCUCUCGGGGCCACCAUGGGCCAGCAGUUCACCGGACAGGCGGUGGGCAGGCUGCCUGAGAAGGUGCUCAAGCACGCCGGCCUGGUGCGCGAAAGCGGUUACCUCACCUACGAGGAGUUCCUGGGUCGGAUGGCUGAGCUGAAUGAUGUCACUGCCAAGUUGGCUGCAGGACAGCCGAAGCACCUCCUGUUUGAAGUGGAAACAGGCUCCGACGCCACGGCCCUGUGGAAAGUGGCUGUGAGGGUAGUGUGCACGAAGAUCAACAAAGAGGAUGGCAUGGUGGAGGCCUCCCGCAUCAUGAACCUGUAUCAGUUCAUCCAGCUGUAUAAGGACAUCACCAGCCAGGCCGCGGAGGUCUUCUCAGGGGAGGCUGGCGCUGAGGGCCCCCCCCUCUCCUCUGUGGAGUCGUGCCAGGCCAGCAUGUGGAUGGGCAGGGUUAAACAGCUGACAGAUGAAGAGGAGUGCUGUAUCUGUAUGGAUGGCAAAGCUGACCUCAUCCUGCCCUGUGCUCACAGCUUCUGUCAGAAGUGCAUAGAUAAAUGGAGUGGUCAGAGCAGAAACUGCCCCAUCUGCCGCCUCCAGGUGACUGCUGCCAAUGAAUCAUGGGUGAUGUCCGACGCCCCCACAGAGGAGGACAUCGCUGGCUACAUUCUGAACCUGGCUGAUGAGGCGGGUCAUCCUCACAGGCCUUAACCCCCCCCCGCCCCCCUUCCCCCCACAACAAAAACAAAAAUAACAACACCCUCCUCUCCCUCCUCCCACACUCAACCAUAUGGACAGAUUUAAUGGUGUUCAUUCCCUUUUUGAGCAUUUGAGGUUUGAUUUAGUUUAAUUUAAAUAAGCUUUUGAAAGUUCCUCAGAAGAGGCAUUAACUACUGGUGGAUUUGUUUAUGGGCCAGCUUAUGGAUUUUUUCUUAAAGUAGGUAGAAACUCGUAAAAAAUUGAAAUAUGUGUAUACUGUGAGAAACCUGCUUUUCUGCAUACUGAAAUGUUAAGCUUUAUUUAUAAUUCCUAUUUU